Molecule: messenger RNA, 1851 nt
Organism: Pestalotiopsis fici W106-1
Lineage: Eukaryota; Fungi; Ascomycota; Sordariomycetes; Amphisphaeriales; Sporocadaceae
Exons: 1
Coding region: 1-1851 (616 amino acids)
Biological process (GO): DNA-templated transcription
Molecular function (GO): DNA binding; zinc ion binding
Source: RefSeq, a predicted model, not a curated record
AUGACGACCCACGAUGAAAUGACAGCACGUAUGGACCGCCUCGAGUCAUUGAUAGCUCGAGUAUGCGAAGCCGCGGAUCUAAAGGGUGACAAAGACUCAGAGUCGAAAGAUCUUGAGGCAUCGAUAUCUACCUUGAUAGAUCGGCUUUGCGCUGAGCGUAAUCAACAAACUUCGGCCCAGCUGCUUCAAUCUGAGUCCAAGCCGUCUAAACGGCUGGAGCCAAAGUUCUAUCCAACUGCCGGCCAUGACCAGGCUACCGAGGCGCCGUUGAUGGAAUUUAUCAGAGCAUCAGCCAUUAUUGAAGGACCACAAGUUGUGGACGAACUUGCCAGCACCAAUCCUAGGGCAGAGAGGUUUUCCAAAGCCGGCGUGUCCAGAAACCACAUACGUCGUCUUCUACCCAGUCCUUCCGAAGUUAAUCAGAUCCUUGAAGCGACAUGUCUUUACUGGCAGCUUUGGCCACUCCACCCCAGUCAGCUCAGCCCAGCAAGCAACUUAUCGCUGUCAGUGGUGACCAUUGCCCGCUCAUUUAUUGAAGAGUCUCUUGAGCGUGGCCCGCCUGAUGUAAUGGCUCGAGCACUCAUAUGGUUUGCUCUAUGUAUUCAACAGGUUCCAAGAAGCAUCGUCAGUGACAUUCCGUCGCUAGCAGAGUCCUCAUCUGCAGUUGUGAUGCAAUUUUUGAGCGCAAGUGAUGCUCUUUUGGGCCCAGACGUACAAGGAGAUUUUACGCAGGCAAGCCUGACAUGCUUGGUACUACAGGCUAAAUGCUACGUUAACAUGGGUCGUUUGCGACAGGCUUGGCUGGCUACUCGACGAGCUGUCAACCAGGGCAUCAUUCUUGGAUUCCACGAUCAGCGAAAGCACUUGGACCACGAGGAUGGAAGGAUCUGGCAUACUAUUUGGGCUCACGAUUCCCAGUUAUCUCUAUUGCUUGGCGUUCCCUCCUCGUUGCCGCCAUAUUGUACCAUCUCCUUGGAUCUUCCUUUCGAAAUGCCACCAGAAGCCAGCAUCAUGCAUCACAUUAGUGUUUUGUGUGAAAAGAUCAACGCCCGAAACCAGAAUCACCGCCAGUAUUCAUACGCCGAUACUAUGACACUUGAUAACGAUUUGGAUAAGCUGCGAGCGAUGAUUCCGGAGGAGUGGUGGAAACCAGAUUUGACAGAUAAAUUACCUCUACCGACCUUUCACGUUCGACAGGCUUCGAAGCUGUAUUACCACCAUCUUAAACAGCUCAUACACAUUCCGUACAUGCUCAAAGCGACCACAGAGGCCAAGUAUCAAUACAGCAGAACGUCGGUUCUCGAGGCACUCGGGGGUAUGAUGGAGUGCUAUGCGGGCAGAAGAUUGCACCCUAAUGGUCAGUAUGCAAUGUGCUUUUUGGUCGACUUCCUCGCCUUCAGCGCGGGGUUGAUCCUGGCUGCGGACCUUUUGUCUCAGCAAUCUACUUGGGGCAGCGAGGUUGAGUUGGAACAAUGGCAGUCGAUCAGGAGCUUGAUCAAGGAACUUCGAAUUGCCGCGACCUUGUUAGAUCACACGGUAGCGCAACAAGCGGCACAACUUCUCGAAUACUUGGACUCUGCUCGACACGGUGCAUAUCAUGGUCCAGAUGUCUACGAUGCGGUCGUUCCCUACUAUGGAAAAGUUCGCAUCAGAAGGCCACAGAUUUUAUAUCCAUCGACAAACAUUGGCCUUGAUGCUGAACCGGGUGUGGUUGGAACCGUGGCGUUUGAUUCCAACAUUUAUGAUUUCAAUCCCUCCCUGAGUUUCAAUGCCGCUGAGCUGGAUAGGGACUGGGCCUCUCUCCUGGGUGACGAUAUCACGUAUGAUUGGACCGGUGUCUUUGAAUUUUAA